UCCGACGAGAGACGUGCGCGACGCGUGAUUAGGUGAGAAGGUAUAGGUGCAGGGCAGGUAGAAGGCAUAUACCCUUGUUACUCAUCGAGCAUCGGUACACGGAGUUGAAUAUCUGCGCACCUGGAUAAAGCGAGGUUCGCCAGCAGGCAGGCAGGCCGGGCCAGUCAGGCAGGCGGGCAGGCAGGCGGCCACCUUUCCUUUCCCUUCGCUUACCUGCCUGGCAUUUUCACUGUGGGACAGCGGCAGCAGCUCGAGCCGAAAUCGCGUCGCCGCGCGCACCCCACGAACGCCGGACGAAUACAUAUAUCAUAUUUUAUUUUAUCGUUUAUACUCUUUCCGCGUUUUAUUCUUUCGCUUAAAUAAACGUUGUUGUUGUAUCGUUGUUAAUUACGCGCGUUUUACCGGACAGUGGCUGGUGUUUCAUCGGUCGAAUAGUUCUUUCUAGCUGUGCGGAGAAAAUUUUCGUUCUCGAGAUCGAAUUAUAUUUUAGCCGCAUUGUAUCGGUUAUCUUAGAAACUAUAUAUAUAUAUACGCGAAUCGAUUGUUUACGAGGAAAAAAUCGGAGGAACAGUGAAGUGUACUUUAUAUCGCCUGUUGUGCGUGAAUUUACUCAAGCCGUUAUGAAAUAAUUGAAUAACCGUACCCUUCGGAUACCUGUAGACAGGUAACAAUCUCGAUUCGCCAGGCGACUUUUAAUCCGACGGGCCACGGUAACAUCGAUAGGAUUUAAACGUGCGACGCAGAUUGAUACGAGUGGAGGAAUAGUGUUCGUCUAGUGAACUUUGAUAAGUGAAUAUAAAAGCCAAAAAAUAAAAUCCGAUCGAAAUAAGUGCUGUGCAUAACCUACAUUCGUAACCGCUGAGUAUUUUUUUUUCACACCUGCCUUGCCUCUGUGCUCAGAGCGAUACGGAGACCAUAACCUCAAAUCCGAUCGAUUUCGAAUCGAUCGUCUCCAUCCGAAAGUCCUCGCUUCCGAGUAUUUGAAAAUUAUGUCGACGUGUACCUUUGGAUCGUAAAUAUUUGGACGUAAGUUCUGUCGUUGAUCACCUUUCGAUCACCAUCCCGUUAUUUUUCCCUCCCCCCUUUUUCCACCUUUCAUUUCAUCGGUUGGAUACAUAAAAAUUUUUCCGUCACAAACACGCACCCAUGGAUUUAGAAAAUAAUUUCCAAUCGUAAUCCCAACACCCGGAAUUGGGUUUGAUAUAAUAACGGUGGGGGUGGUUCAUACCGCAGUGUUCUGAAAAUAAGAAGAAAAUAAAAAUAAGUAAAAUUGUCACCGCUGCUUAUUCGGGCUGAUAUAUUGGACCGGAAAUGCAGAUGAUGGCCGGAAGAGGGCCGACGCAUCUGGUUGCCCUUUACGUGGCUACCGCUGGGCAACAAGGAAAUGCGCUGGGUUCCGAUGAAGAGGAAGUUACCCUCUUGGUUUACGUCCUCAUUGACGCUUUACAGAAUAAGGUUAUGGGGAGACAACAGUACAUCGUACGACCGGUGUUGACGGACGUAGUCGGAGCCGCGACCACCGGCGACAGCGGAGUGCAGGCAGCCGGAAGUAGCAGAAUCGUCAGCGAAACGGCAUUGGCUCACGCGCCGGCUUUGACCGAAGCUUAUCUCAGAGAACAUGGAAUCCCACUGCGUCAGGCGAUCAUACUGUUCGAGUCGUGGUGGUCGUCGCUGACUUGUGUGGCAACCGGAAGUUCGCCCCGUUUCGUCGUGGAUGGUCAGGCGCCGUUACGACAAUGUCUGCAUCCCCAAGCCUGCAACAAGGAGGUCGAUCUCCCCCCGCACUACACCGUUUUUCACGACCUGAGGAAAGAGUUCGCCACCUGCUACUCCUCGCAGGACGACCUCGCCACCCUCAGCAUACAAGACAUGCUGCAAUACUUUGGUUUGGCGCCAGACACGGAAAAUGAUUACCAUGUGAAGGAGGUUCAGGACAUGGUGACGGUCAUACAGAGGAUGAUAAAGGAUGGUCAUACAUUUCUGAACCCUGAAGUCGUCAAUUUAGUCCUGGAACCUGGCAUAUGUUCGAAGGACGAAGAGGUAGACAAUAACUGCGUCGUAAGGGCACGAGGUUUACCUUGGCAAUCAUCGGAUCAGGACAUUGCUAAGUUCUUCCGGGGACUUAAUGUUGCCAAAGGUGGUGUUGCUCUGUGUUUGAGCGCACAGGGUAGGCGUAACGGAGAGGCAUUGGUACGUCUGGUUAGCAAAGAGCACAGAGACAUGGCGCUGAAGAGGCACAAGCAUCAUAUCGGAGCCAGAUACAUCGAAGUGUACAAAGCUUCUGGCGAAGACUUUGUUGGAGUUGCAGGAGGUGCUAGUGGUGAAGCGCAUGCCUUCCUUUCCCGCGGGGCUCAAGUCAUCGUUAGAAUGAGAGGGCUGCCUUAUGACUGCACCGCCAAACAAGUUUUGGAGUUCUUCCUGGCCGGAGAAAGUCCGUGUCUAGUAUUGGAUGGCGAAGAGGGUGUACUUUUUGUGAAAAAACCUGAUGGGCGAGCAACUGGCGAUGCAUUUGUACUUUUUGCCAAAGAAGAAGACGCCUCUAAGGCCCUUAGCAAGCACAGGGAUCUGAUCGGUAGUCGAUAUAUCGAACUCUUUAGGAGUACAACUGCUGAGGUGCAACAGGUAUUGAAUAGAUCAAUGGACCCAAAGACGUACGAGGCACCAGCGCCACUGCUCACAACAAUUCAGCAGGUUCCUCUACUCCCGCAACACAUAAUAACUUCCGGUACACGCAAAGAUUGCGUACGUCUCCGCGGACUACCCUACGAAGCUCAAGUCGAACAUAUACUAGAUUUCUUGGGGGAGCACGCUAAAAAUAUUGUACUUCAAGGAGUUCACAUGGUCUACAACGCUCAGGGUCAGCCGUCGGGCGAGGCUUUCAUUCAGAUGGACGGGGAAAGUUCGGCCUACGCUUGCGCGUCGCAACGUCAUCAUCGUUACAUGAUAUUCGGAAAGAAGCAACGUUACAUCGAAGUAUUUCAGUGCAGCGGCGAAGACAUGAAUCUGGUAUUGACAGGCGCCGUAGCACCACCGCCAGCGAAAGCUCUGCUAUCUCCCGGAGGCACUAUGAUGCCACCCCCCUAUGGACCGGGGGCAAUAUUUCCCGCCCAAGCAGCAAUGUUGCCUCGAGGACCGCCUCAAUUCGCACCCGCGUAUCCACCGAUCUUCUACUGGCCAUAUCCAUCGCCACCCGUCAGUCCUACCAGCUAUUAUAAUCCGGGAGGCGUUGGUGGUAUAGCGCCGAUUCCUCAGCAAGCUGCUCUUCUGACCUCGCCGGAAUGCCUUCAUCUGGGUCCUCCGGAGCCUAGAGUACAGGAUAUCCAUCUACCAAGACCCGAUGUGGAUAAACGUAUUCCACUUCCACCACUGCAAGCUCCACGUAGUCAGUACAUAGAAUUGUUCAUGGUUUGAUGGGGGUUGCUCCCUCGGACCUAAGGAAUAAUCAAGUCAACGCCUUGCCUCGCCCAACAGAUAAACUAUAGGUAUACAUAGGAGAGUGUAUAUCAUACGUAUACCUGUGUAAGUGAUAUAAUUACGAUAUCUAUAUUGUGUAGAUGGGAUCGAUCAUGGCUCACAUUUAGCAAGUCCCGUCAUGAUUAUGUUAUCGGAUGAAAACGUCUACAGAACUGUAUUCGUCAAAUUUUAUUAGAAAAUUGUAAUUUUACCGCAAUAAUCUACAGCUGUAUGCGUUGGUACAGAUUCAUCGGUUAAUUCCCAUAAUACACGCAUUAACAUAGAUAUAUUAAACAUGAUCGAUGAUCGAAGAAAAAUUGGUUUUUUCCUUGGAUCGUGCGCUGUACCGCAAAGACGAAAUCAAAGCUGCAAAGUUUGAUUGUACUGGAGCAAAAAGGCCACAGAUGAUCGACCUGAUAGAUGAUAUACUAUGUAUGUACCUAUAGAAUAAUUAUAUUAUAUGUACCUAUUAUAUUAUUUUAGUUACUUUUGUUAUUGUUUAUAGAGCGAAAGAAAAUUUCGGUAAAUAUUUCAAUGCACUCGUCGUUAAUUUAAAUAUAAAAAAAAAAAAAAAAAAAAAAAUUAAUAUAUUCGUUACUAUAUGCAUAUUAUAUCGAUAUUUUAGAUUGUGUUUCCAUAUGGUACACGAUGUUACGAAGAUGAAAAAUUUUAGGCUAUACCGCUCGUUGAAUAUUAAACAGAAAAUGUAUUUAUUCAUCAAGUGAACCGGUAAUUGCAUAAUUGUAUACAUAUCAUGACUAUACAAUAUGUAUGAUGCACCAUGAGAGUAUAAAACAGAGAAAAGUAUAAUGUACUUAUUAUAAUCGAGAAAGCAGCAAAUAUUACAAAAGUCUUCCAAUAAUUUCUCUUUAUAUCUAAUAUUUCAAAUUGUUAACUUAUUACGUUAAGUUGUUGAUUAUAUAUUGUUAUCUACAUAUACCAUAUAUGUACUAUUGCUACUACUACUAGUACUACUACUACUGCUAAGUGCUGGCUAAUGAAACCACAGAGUAGCGUGCAACGAACUAUUUCAUCUUACGCAAUUUUGUUUUAUUUUAUUUUAUUUUAUUCUAUCAUAUUCUAUUUUACAUUAUACACUACAAUUCUAAUAUAUACAUAUAAAUUAUAUCCUAUACAUACUAUAUGUAGGUACGCGCAACAAGACAGCGGUGUCUUAAAAGACUGUGUCGCAAGGGUUCUGAAAAGUAUAGACAAUCUUAUUUUUUACGUAUACAUAAUAUAUUUCAUUGAUACGUUUUAUGUAGCGACUAGGCCAUUCAUUUGGGAACAGUUCGGUUGCCUACAACUAUGUCGGAUUGAAUACAUACAUCGAGAUAUUUUCAUUGGCUGUGAGAGGCGGUAACCAAUUGAAGCUUCAUGAUUACGUGAGUAAAUCAUGUACUUGAUUAUCACGUGUGUCAAAUUUUUGAUCACGGUGGAAUGCUCAACAUGAAUAAUCAGAGAUUGACUCACACCGUAGACAUUUAAUUGAAUCUGUAAAAUGUGGAUAUAAUAUACUCUCUAGCUCAGAGGACGCGUAAAAUAAAUAACAGAUGUUGAUUCGCAUGAGGUUUGAACCAAUUAGUACGAACUGGCAUCUCGAACCCCCAGUCGUUAAGGAAUAUAGAAUGUGCACCGCGAGAGAGUUAUCGACAUAGCUCAUGUUUCUGUACACGUCACUUCGUCAAUUUCUAUCCAAAUAACUUUUUGUAAAUUAAAAAAAAAUUAGUUUAAAUUCUGAUACUCUGACGUAUCAUCCUUGCUAAUAAUCACAGGAAUGUGCAAUUUAAGAUUACGCUGAUCAUACAUUUUAUUUGAAUACAUACAUCGAUUUAAUCGGUUUUUAAGGCCACGUGAUCCAAUUAUAUUAUACAAUUUCAUGUAUACAUAUUAUUACAUAGCUUAUUUCUUAAGUUUGUUCAUUACAUUAUUAUUUUUAACAAUAAGUGAAAACCAUGAUCCUCUGCAUAUCGCGUGUAGAUUAGAAGUAUUAUGUUGACGGUUCUUCUGCAUUGUUUGUCAUCCUAUUUUAUUUUGAAAUGUAUUUAAAACCCAAUAGGUGCAAUAAAAAGCCUCCACGUGGGUUGUAUUUUGUGCAAUAAAAUAAUAGGCUUCGUAUAUCGCAAUAUAAUACCGCUAAAUAAGAAGAAUAAUUUAUGCUGUACUUACCUGAUCAUGAUUUCUGUAGCUUUUUUCGCUCGUCAAUGAAGCCUGCAUCGAAUUUCAAAAUUUCAUAUCGCUAAAUCCAUAAAUUUACUAGAGAUUUCGACACAUGUUAGGUUCUGCUUAUUAUUAUCAAUUUUAAUUCUUAUUCUCAUUUAGUGGAUUGCGAAGGGCAUUUCUGAGUUUAGACUUGAUUCUGAACUUUAGUUGUCGCUUCAUGCUGCCAAAAAUAUGAGCACCUAUUUAAAUAUUAUAUUUAUAUAUUUGGCAGUAAAUAUGGGUAGCUAAAUGAUAUUUCAGUUUUUGCAGUUAUAAUUCGGUACUUGAGAGAUUAUCUCUACUCAAUUCUACAUCGUCCAGUGAAACUGAAAUUAUGGCUGCAAAAGCUGGUACUAUGAUUGUCUUAUUAUAUUGCUGACAUGCCAAUAAUUUUACGAAAUUAUAAUCUAUCAAACAUGUGCAAACAUUUUAUUGCAAUUAUCAUACCAUAGUGACAGUGUUGAGGCAUGUGUAGAUAAUUUGCACGAAUGAAAAUUGAGCAAUGGUGGGUAAAGAAUUUUAGUCAGUGAUAGCAAUAAACGAACCACUGUAUUGUGCAUAACGUUACUAUUCACAAUCUACAGUUGCUGACAAUUAUAAUUUAUCACUCUCAAUUGAGGCAAAAACACGCAACUACUAUUGUGAUUAAUUGUACUAAAAUUUGUGUGUGUGCACAUGAAAAUCUUGUGGAUACCCAACCCUGUCACCGUUAACUGAGGAAAUCCUCAGUCAACGCUGUCACACAGAACUUGCAAUGAACAUUGAUUGUUACCGUUACUCAAGUGCUUUUUAAUUUUGUUUGUAGCUCUUCCUACAUGUGACUAUAAUAUAUUAUAAAUAGUGUA
Molecule: messenger RNA, 6500 nt
Organism: Athalia rosae (coleseed sawfly)
Lineage: Eukaryota; Metazoa; Arthropoda; Insecta; Hymenoptera; Athaliidae
Product: RNA-binding protein fusilli
Exons: 12
Coding region: 1312-3411 (699 amino acids)
Biological process (GO): regulation of RNA splicing
Cellular component (GO): ribonucleoprotein complex; nucleoplasm
Molecular function (GO): mRNA binding
Source: RefSeq, a predicted model, not a curated record